This is a messenger RNA of Salarias fasciatus (jewelled blenny), 10519 nucleotides long. It is a transcript of the gene spen, whose product is annotated as spen family transcriptional repressor. Gene Ontology annotation, molecular function: RNA binding. The transcript has 14 exons. Lineage: Eukaryota; Metazoa; Chordata; Actinopteri; Blenniiformes; Blenniidae. The record is from RefSeq and is a predicted model, not a curated record. The coding region runs from base 1048 to 10314 and encodes 3088 amino acids.
CUCAGCAUUUUUGCCCUUUUUUUUUUUUUUUUUUUUUUUUGCUCACAAAGUUCUAUCUCACUAAAUUGUAUUUGGAAUUAUAGGUCAAGUUACCACUCUCUCAAAAGGACGGCGGAGAGUCGGGAUCGAGCGUACGAUCACGGUGCUUACGGACAUCACGAGCGUCCUGGUAGCAGCUUCGACCGGCAGCGACACUACGAAACAGACUAUUACCGCGACGCCAGAGAGAGGACUCUGAGCGCGACUGGGAGCGGGGCUGGCACCUCCAGCGGAAGCGGUACGACGGUGUCGUCGGGAGUCGGUGGAACUAUAGUGAGCGCCGUUGCUGGAAACGCGGGAGCAAGUGCAUCGGCGGUGGCCACGACCGGAGGGAGCGGCGGAUCCACGUCCAGCGGGGUUGGCUUCUACCGCUCACACAGCCGGAGUCCCUGUCGCUUUGAGACGCCAGAGCCUCGCUACGAAUCUCGUGCCAGGGAACCCUUUACUUUGGCCAGCGUGGUUCACAGGGACCUUUACCGUGAGGACCGGGGCCGGCGUGGCGAGCGGUCGUACCGUCACAGCCGAAGCAGGUCUCCACACUCGACGCAUUCGCGAAACCCCUCGCCUCAGAGGCUGGUGAGCCAGGCCGCCCGCCCUCCACGGUCGCACAGCGGCUCGGGCUCCCGCAGCCGCUCCUCCAGCUCAGACUCGGUCAGCAGUACCAGCAGCAGUACGAGUGGCAGUGAUUCUAGCAGUAGCUCAAGCGAUGACUCUCCGGCACGGUCGGUGCAGUCGGCUGCUGUUCCUGCACCCUCAGCACUUCCUUUAUCCUCCCUUGACAAGGAUGAACCACGUAAAAGCUUUGGCAUCAAGGUCCAAAAUCUUCCUGUGCGCUCUACAGAUACAAGCCUUAAGGAUGGUUUGUUCCAUGAAUUUAAAAAGCAUGGAAAGGUGACAUCUGUACAGAUCCACGGAGCUUCAGAAGAGCGCUAUGGGCUGGUUUUUUUCCGCCAACAAGAGGAUCAAGAAAAGGCACUUGGAGCAUCGAAAGGGAAGCUAUUUUUUGGCAUGCAAAUAGACGUCACGGCCUGGAAUGGACCGGAGACGGAAAGUGAGAACGAGUUUCGACCCUUGGAUGAAAGGAUCGAUGAGUUUCAUCCAAAGGCCACAAGAACAUUAUUCAUUGGAAAUCUGGAGAAAACCACCACUUACCACGACUUGUUGAACAUCUUUCAGCGCUUUGGAGAGAUUGUGGAUAUUGACAUUAAGAAAGUUAAUGGGGCCCCACAGUAUGCUUUUCUACAAUACUGCGACAUUGCCAGUGUUUGCAAGGCCAUAAAGAAGAUGGAUGGCGAGUAUCUUGGUAACAACAGACUAAAGCUGGGCUUUGGGAAAAGUAUGCCAACGACCUGUGUUUGGUUGGAUGGAUUAGCAUCAAACACCACUGAGCAGUUUCUUACACGUCAUUUUUGCCGCUACGGACAUGUUGUAAAGGUUGUUUUUGACAGGAUGAAAGGAAUGGCUCUGAUUCUGUAUAACAACAUUGAAUAUGCACAAGCUGCUGUCAAAGACACGAAAGGAUGGAAGAUUGGGGGCAGUAAAAUCAAGGUGGAUUUCGCAAAUCAAGAAAGUCAGAUGGCUUUUUACCGUUCAAUGCAGGCAUCUGGGCAAGACAUUCGAGACUUCUAUGAUAUUCUCUCUGAACGAAGAGAUGAUCGGCGAACCCAAUAUGAGUUUCAAGCAGAAAGACAAUAUUAUGAAAAUGUCCGAACACCAGGAACAUAUAAUGAAGAUCCACGUCGAAAGUACCCUGCUAGGAGUCGUGAGUUUUAUACUGAAUGGGAUCCAUAUCAAGGAGAUUACUACGAUCCACAAUACUUUGAAGAUCCUCGGGAAUACCGGGAAUACAGAGCUGACCCUUAUGAACAAGACAUUCGUAAAUACAGCUAUUUGCAACGGGAACGUGAAAGAGAGAGGGAACGUUUUGAAACAGAUCGUGGACGUGACCAUGGGAGAAGGACCAUUGAGCGCAGCCAAAGCCCAUCCCACAUCUCCAGUCGUCGUCCUGCCAGCCCCACUGCAUCUCCUUCUCUCUCUGAAAGGAUACCCAGCGAUUCAGACAGGCGCAUUUGUUGCCGAUCCUCUGAAAGAAGUGGUAGCUGCAGUUCAAUCUCUCCACCUAGAUUUGAAAAGCUUGAGAAGACUCGAUCUGAAAGGUAUAACAAAACAGAAAAACUUGAAAAAGAUCGAGUUUUUGAAAUUGAAAGAGGAACUUUGGUCGACAAGGAAAAGAGGACUGGACGAAAAGAUAGAUCAGACAAAGACAAAAAUGAGAAACAAAGGCUCAAGAAACUUAAAGUUGCAUCACCUAUUGUCCAGACAUGUGAGACAGAGCCUGAACUUGAGAGAGACAUUAGCCCUGAGUCUGUCCUUCGAAGUAAGACCAGUAAAAUCCCCAAGGAAAACUCAAGCAAAGGAAGAUUAGAUCUUCUCCCAUGUGUCGUGCAGUUAACGCGUGUCAAAGAAAAAGAAGGGAAAUUGAUUGGCCAUGCUGUUCAAGAAAAACAACUCCCGAGAGGUGGGAGUGACAGUCCACGAUUGGCAUCUCCUACAGCUGAUCAGAGGAGUCCUCCAUUCCGCACAGAAUCAUCAAAAGGUGACAUAGCAAAGCACGGGAAGGUGCCCAGAGACAAAAUUUUGCACAGUUUAGUCGAGAUUGCAGACAAAGACACUAAAAUCAAAUCCAAAAAACACGGGAAGUCUGAAAUAGGAUUUGAUAGUACCAUUUCUGUGGAUAUUGAUCGUUUAGCUGCAAGAAAACGACGUUUUGAAGACUCUGGGAAAAUGGAUAGACAAAAGAGAACGAGUGAAGAGGAUCUUAGCAGACCUAGUCUUUAUAAACUGUGGAACAAUGCAAAGGAGACAGAUAUUGAUAAAAAUCCUUCAUUAAGGGGAAUGCAUAAGAAGGAACACUAUAAGGAAAGAAGUGCUAGGAUGAUUUCCAUUAACAGUCCUAAAGAUGCCCGAGACUGUGAAACCAACUCUGUGGGACUUCCUCUGGAGCGACGCUCUCAGCAUGGGGAGCUGCCUGAAGACUCAGUCGAUCAAUUAGGCUGUCCUUACCUUAAAAUGGAUUUAGAGGGCUCAAAAAGUGAAAACACCUCCAGUUUCACCAAAGUAUCAGAUGAUGGCAGCCUGGAUUUGGAUGAAUUGAAAGAACAUAAGCAGGUUUUGUCUGAAAGUGAUCAAAGCAGAGGAAGAGGCAGAGAUUCAGAUGAUGGAGAGGAACACUUUGUGCACAUUGACCCAACUAAUAUAUGCACAAAACAAAUUGAAAAGAGUCAGUGGCUUCGAUCCAAGCUUGGCGAUCAUGAUAAGUCUGUCAAAUAUGACAACCCACUGAACAGUGAGACCUGUGAAUUUGACAAGGAUUAUAUUCUUCACGAUGCUACAAAAUCAGUGCAAGGCAUGGCCAGUGAUUCCUUCUCAGGUAAACGGAAAAAGUUAGCAGUUUUUGACUUUGAAAUGCUCAAAUCAAAGAGGGACUCUAACUUUGCAAGUCCACAAAAGUUGAAUGAAGACAUAUAUAGCAUGCCAUCUUCAAUAGGAGCGGGUCAGUUUUCUGAGAAUGAGGAAGACGAAACUGCACACAUUUCUGUUUCUGUUACGAACAAAGUACAAAAAGACUCCCCAACAGCUGUUGAUAAAUUUUCACACACAGAUUCACUGAAAAACAGUUUUGGCCUAACAAUGAGACACUUUCAGCCUUCUGACAUUGAGGUCCCAAAGCUUAAGACGUCAUUGCUUGGAUGUGAUGACGAGCUGAUUCAACAUUGGGAAAGACGGAUAAAGUCUGAUUCACUCAGAAUGGAAAUGACAUUCCCAAGUAAUAUUUCCAAACGGGAAAACAUCCACAAGCGGCUUGGCCAAGACUUAGAACCUGGAGAAGUACAGUCCGAUUCAGACGAUGAUGCAGAAAACAAACGUCUUUCUCCAAAGUCUAGUAGUUCUUUGUCUUAUAUCCUCAGAGAUCGCGAUGAUAGGCUGACAGACAUUAAACUUUCAGGUUCCUUGGAAAAGAAUAAGUUUUACUCGUUUGCAUUAGACAAAACUAUAACGCCUGACACAAAAGCACUUCUUGAAAGAGCAAAGACAUUGUAUUCCUCAAGAGAAGAUAAUUGGUCCUUUCUUCCGUCACGAUUUCCAGUCUCCCACAGCUGUUCAGACAAGGACAAGGUAGAGCUAGCCCCGAGACCCAUUCCUUCUUGGUAUAUGAAAAAGAAAAAGAUACGCACCGACUCAGAUGAAAAACUGCACGAUAAAAAAGAGGAAAUUAAGCCACAGGACCAAGAGCGCCAGGAGUUGUUUGCCUCUCGAUUUCUGCACAGCUCAAUCUUUGAACAAGAUUCCCGACGUUUGCAGCGCCUUGAACGGAAAGACCAAGAUUCAGAAACAGGAGGUAGUAAGCCCUUUUCGAAGCCAGGUGCUUCUGAGACACAGUUUGAAUCUGGAGGAGGUGAAACUCCUCAAGAGCCGAUUGUGCUUUUUCAUAGUAGGUUUUUGGAACUUCAACAGCAAAAAGACAAGGACCAUUCCCAACCUGAUACUGACAGUGAAUUUGUCUUAGUGGAUCAAAAAGAUGAGGUGCAAAGUAACGACAACAUAUCUGAACAAGUAUCGGAGCCAGUAUUAAAAGCUGAUGAUAAAUCAAGGAGCUCCCCUACAACCUUAAUGAUUUCACCAGUUCUUCCUUCCCCAAAAGAAUUGUCUCCACCAGAAAAGAAGGAAGUUUUAGCUCCAUCUCCAGAGCAAGCUGUGUCAUUUGUCGAAGAAGAGAACAUUGAGACGGUUCUUGAAUCAUCAACACCCCUUUCUCCUCCUAUAGAAGACGUCAAACCAGUUGCUCCUAAGCUCACCAUAACACCUCCUGUCUGCCAGUCAGAGUCUGAGAAUGAAAUUGAAACAAAAGUAGAGUUAAUUGAACCUAAAGUGAAAUGUGAGGAUACUCUGGCCGUGGAACGUAUUCCUGUUGUGGAAGACAAACCUCCUACUCCUGGUGGUUCUCUGAGCAGUUUUGAAAGAGAAAAUGCAAAUUUUGCCUUCUCUGAAUCUUUAAAGAGUGAAGAAAAAUCUGAAAUUGUUAAGGCAGAACCUGAAAUUGAAAUUCAAGAAACAAAACACUUUGAAGACUCUGAAAAAACUGAAACGGACAGUGAAUUGUGUAUGCCAGAACUGGUAGCUGAGAUAAAACCUUUACCAAACCGCAGGCAGCCCAAGAACAAAAGGGCAAAACAAAUGUUGCGUGCUUCACAACCAUCCCAAGUUGUUGUCACUGAAAAACCUGCAACACGAAAAAGUGAACGGAUUGACAAAGAGAAACUUAAAAGAUCUUCGUCACCUCGAGCAGAGGCACCAAAAGUGUCAUUGGAGUCUAAACCUGCAUCCAAAUCACCAGUGCAUGCGUCAGAUUCUGAACCAAACCUUGAAUCAAGUUUGAUACAUGGAAGAACACGUCGGAGGAAUGUUCGGUCUGUUUAUGCCAAGUUACGUGGGGCCGACCAGGCUGGCAAAGAGGUAGUAGAGUCAUCACGCUGCAUGCGCAAGCGAGGUGCAGAUAAAGAACCAACACAAGAUGUUCAAAUUCCCACCAGUACUCGGCGUGGACGCCCUCCGAAACGAGGCAUCAAAAGAGUUGAAGAUGUUUCACCAGUUAAAGUAGACCAAAAGAAAAUGAAUGAAGAACAAACAGAAGUUAAGGAUGCCUCAACUACCGGGGAGGUUGUGAAAGCAUCUGAAGGGUGGCGUUCACCACGCACCCAGAAGCUGCAACAGACAUCAGUAACUUUAUCUACUCCAGCUAAGAAAGGAAGUAGAAUGGAAAAAACAUCUGGGAGCCCAAUGGUAUUAACUGAACAAGCAGACAUGGCACGUCAUGAUGAGUUGGAGCUUAUUCCAAAAACUGAAUCUGAAUUGUUUGCAAAAUCAUCAGACAAAGUAGAGAACGUGGGCUCUGUGGUGCACAAAAAAGAAAAAGACUUGAAAGAUUCUGGGGAAAAGAAAUCUUCUGAUAGUGAUGUUGAAAAGAUGGACACAAAUUCUUCUGAGAGGAAACUGCCUGAGAAGAGCAUUAAAAUGAAAACACCAAGGCUGAAACGAAAUGCAAAGCAAGUCACUGAAGAAAAGUCACACAGUUUAAAAAAUCUGGAGAUUCGUGUGAGCGUUGAUGACGUCAAAGGUUUGCUUCGUUCAGAAGAGGACGAGCCUGAUGCCUUUGAAGCUGCAGCUAUUCCGAAAACUAAGGCGGUAAUGCAAGAGACUGAGGGAACAAAGACAAUAGUCUUUCCAAAAGAAUGCAAAGAGCUUGGUGCACAGGAAAAAGAAGACACGUUGUCUGAACCCGAAAUACCAACUGAUCCAGCUGCUGUUCUAGCACGACAAAUGGAACUUGAGCAGGCAGUUGAAAACAUUGCUAAACUUACAGUUGAGCAGCCCUCUCGGCCAUUUAAAGAACCCCCAACAGAGCAACCGGCAGUAUUGCCUCCUGUGGUAGUGGAACCAGAAAGUGAGGUUGAGGAGGAGAAGCGUGCUAAUCCUGCAAGUGAAACUGAACUUGCAGCUGCGAUUGAUUCCAUUACAGCUGAGGAAAUGUGUGGAGAUGCAGAUGGGUUCACAGCUGCUCCUACCUACACUACACUUGUACCAACUCCUGAAUCCUUAAUAUCCUCAUCCUCAAAUGAGAUAAUGGAACCUGAAACUCACAUGGUAAUCAACAAUAUUCUUGCAGAGGACUUGGAUGAUGGCCCCCUAACACCAAGCCCCAAAAGACCAGUGACCGAAUCAAAAGCUGAAGAUCCCAUUGUGGUAGAAACACCUAAGAAACUAGUCAAAAGCAGAGCCAAAAACAUCAAAAAGUCAAGAAGUCGUAAAACUGCAGCUAACAAAAAAGGAAAUGUUAUAGAAGAGAUCUCACAAUCAGAACCCUCGCCAGUCAAAUUACCGGAGUCAAUCCCAGAAGACCCAGAAAUUAUUAAUUCAAAGGCAGUUACUGUGACAGCAGGUGUAUCUGUGGCAACUUCUGUGGUCACUGCUGUUGCAACUUGUCGACGUGACGUCACAAGUGCUAUAACUGUGGACACACCAAAAGAGGCAGAACAGCCUGAGGUUGAGCAACCUGUGCCCAAAGAGUCAGCCUUUCAUUCGGGCACAAGCAACAUCACCAGUUCUAAAAAACAUCCCCAAGCCGCAGAAUCUUGCACCCCUACUUUUGCUCCAGCUCUGGCCCGCCCCUCACAACCUGCUUCCCAGUUCAGUGUACCUCAACUGAGACCUGCAAAAAUGCCCCUUUCACCAGACUGGCCUCAGAGAUCUGAAGAAAGCAGAAUCUAUGUUGCUCCCCCUUGUCAUGUCACAGUGGUGACUCCAACUGUACCUGCAUCAACUUCACUUGGAGCCCCUUCAGCAAAUCCUCCAAUGCCCCCUGACACUAAGGCCUCAGAUAUUGAUUCAAGCUCCAGUACAUUAAGAAAAAUCCUCAUGGAACCUAAAUAUGUGUCUGCUUCUAACAGUAAUUCUAUUCCUACAACUAUAGUGACAUCCACAUUGUCAGAGUCUGCACGGAUGUCAGAGAAUGAACACCCCUCUAAUACAGGGGUCUCAAGGCAGUUACGUACUGAAGAGAGGGUACCAUUACCACCCCAGCCACUGCAUCAUAAACCAUCUCCAUUGUCAGAGUCUCAGCAGAACUGUGGAGAGAAGACCCAGCAUACCGUUAUUUCUCCCACUACCUCAGUGAUAAGUCGAAUUCCAAUGCCUUAUGAUACGGAAGAAACUCCACGAAUUUCUCUGAGCAACCGAAGCAUUGGCUUGUCAGUUCCCAAGCAAAAGUUCAAAUCAAACUCCAAUGAGAACAAUCGAAGCCAUGGCAUGGAUUUGGUAGAAGAUGGAACUAGAGGGCGCUCUGUUGUUGAGACUGCUCCAUACAACCCAGGCUCCACUCCUGGCCUAAGGGUCAAUACAUCAGAAGGUGUGGUUGUUCUGAGUUAUUCAGGUCAAAAAACUGAAGGACCCCACAGGAUGAGAGCUAAAAUUAGUCAGAUUCCUCAAGCCAGUGCUGGUGAUAUAGAGUUUCAGCAAUCUGUGUCAAAAUCUCAGAUAAAACAAGACCCACUCAUUUCUUCAUCCCAGUCACCAACCUCAAAGGGAGCCUCCGCUCCACCAGCUUAUGGGCAUACAGGCGUUCUUUUAACUGGCCAGUCCUAUAACUCUCAGCCUGUGAUUUCUAGUACCAAGCAGGAUAAUCAUGGAUUUGACAAGUCAGAAGCCCCAUAUCACACAGCACCCCAGGGGGGUGUGGUAAACAUGUUUCAACAGCCAGUCAGCUCUAAAGUGUUAAUGUAUAACCCGGCUGUGAUACAGCAAGGCAAGAGAGGACUAGCUGCAGAUGCUUUACCAAAAAAGAUGGACAUUGCCAAAGCUGUUUCGCAGGCUAACCUCAGUCCAGUAAUGAGUCCACACCACCCAUCACUCUCUGGAACUCGCAUGAGCCCCAGUCCUGGUAAUGCAAAUGAUCGGCCCGCUCUGCAUCUCAAGCAGGAACCCCAAUCUCCACGAACAUCUGUUCACUCCCCGUCACCUUUUGUCAAAAGCGGUCCUCCAAGUAGUUCUCCUAUUGGAACUUCAGUUGUUCUUGGCCAUGGCAUCUCGCCAAUGCCGACAUAUCAUUCGAGUAUGCAUCACUCACACUCAGAACAGUCUUCUGUCAUCAUUCAACCUCACAGUGUCAGUCAGACCCUGGCUCACGAAUCCAGGAUGAGCACACCACCUAUAUCUGGCCUAAACUACGGAAGACGGGGUGACUCACUGUCUUCCUCCCACCCUGGACCCCAGCAGCACUCAAAUGCACAACAGUCUAAUAUAAUUCGCGACAUGGUCCUGCAGUCUCAUUCCACUUCCCAAGUCCCCGUGUCUGGGAGUGGUGGUAAUACUGUUAGUGAGGAAGAACCCAGACACUUUAAUCAAGGCCUUAGCAGGACUUCGGUGCCACAGCUCCAGUCAGAUGUAAUGAUGAUUCAUGGAGAUCACAGAGGCAUCCACUCAAGCUUACGCAUUGACCAGUACAGAGACAUGCACCAGCGAAUCCUCAUGCACCAGCAACUGGGUGAGCAUGGUGCCGUGGAAGUAAGGCAGUCCCGGAACUCAGAAACCACGUCGUCUUCAAGCAACAUCUCUGGGCCUUCGAAGAGUCCUAUUUUAGUGAAAAGCAAUGAACAUUCAUCAAAGGAAACUCACAAGACAGUUGAAGGAAAGCUCUUACAUCCAACUUCGACUGAAAGUAGAAUCCGUGGAGUCCACACAUCAAGCCCUGUGAUGGUGUCUCCUCACCCUCAUGGAGUUCCAUUAAUGCAUCCAGGAGCUUCCGGGUCUUUUCCACUUUAUCGGGACAUGCGGGGUUUUCCUUCCCAGUUUUCAGGACACAACCUGGCUAACCAAGGACUUUCAUCUUCACAGGUCCAUCCAGAACCUGAAGUUAACAGGAGUAAAAUGUCUCAGUCACAUGGUGGGAGUGAUUCCAAGCCUGAGACAUCCCAUCUUCGCCAUGCUACCUCUUCUGACCUCUCACACGUUUCCCGAAUUCCGGGGGGCACAGUGUCACCCCCAUACCAGUCUCCCCUGAUGUCCCCCAUGGGUCUCACUCACAAGGCAGAUCUCUCUAUUCUUCAGAAAGGCCCUCCAGCCUUUCUGCCAACGCCUUCGCCAGCUAUACCACCAACCAGUUCUCUGCCACCUCGGCCUGAUGCUAAGCUGGAGCACUCAGGACAUCGCUCUAUUGACAUGGUGCAGCUCCUGAAGAAAUAUCCUAUUGUAUGGCAAGGCCUGUUGGCACUGAAAAAUGACCAGGCUGCUGUCCAGUUGCAUUUUGUUUCUGGCAACACCUUGCUCGCCCAGCGCUCCCUGCCACCUCCAGAAGGAGGCUCUCUUCUCCGCAUUGUCCAGAGGAUGAGACUGGAGGCUUCCCAGUUGGACAGUGUGGCCCGAAGAAUGACUGUGGAAAAUGACUACUGUUUGCUCCUGGCUCUACCCUGUGGUCGAGACCAAGAAGAUGUCCUUGGUCAAACCCAAGCCUUGAAAAGUGGUUUCAUCACUUACCUGCAAGCCAAACAGGCAGCUGGCAUCAUCAAUGUGCCCAACCCUGGCUCGAAUCAGCCAGCCUACGUGGUGCAGAUUUUCCCACCGUGUGAAUUCUCGGAGAGCCACCUUUCGCGCCUGGCCCCGGACCUUCUAAACAGCAUCUCCAGCAUUUCCCCUCACCUCAUGAUUGUUAUUGCCUCUGUUUGAAGAAUCUCCAUUGUUGUUUUUUUCUUUGUUUUCCUGAACAAUGUCAACACCAGCCCGUUUGGACUUAUUCAGUGUGUAAACUGGAAUUGCCUCAUACUUUUUUAUGAGUUUAACUUUUUUUCUAAACUUGAUUUAGCAUGAACUCACUUUUCUCCGUCACUUCACCGAGUCCUUAAGCCACCCAGUGAUGUUGAAUUCCAAAAAC